CCACAGAUUGGGAGCACGCUGUACGGCCCUUACGUAAUGCAGUUUCAAAGGUUGUGUUUAUUUAUCGGUGCUCCACGUCUGAGGAACUCCGUGUGCUAUUCAGACAUCUGACCGGUUUCAUAAGCUCAGCCUGAGAGAAGAAAGUGGAAAGGUAAGAGUCACGUCGGCUCUGCUCUCUGUAACCACAGACCGAGUCUAUGUGAGCCGACGAUCCGGAUCAACAGCUCAGACCACAGCUGGUUUCGGUAUGAAUUUGUUUUUGUGGAGGGAUUAAUAUGACCGCAGGAGAGACGAGAAAAUGAUGAGGCCUGCAUUCAACUAGUUAGUCUGUCAUCAUGAGCCCUUGACGUCGGUCUGUUCAAUCAUCGCUAUGAGUGGCACUGCGUUGGCUGUCGUGGUCGUGGUCGUUUUCCUCUUGGCCCUGUACCUCCUCCACCGCUAUGGAGAUUUGCGGAAGCAACAGCGGAUGGUCCUGUUGGGAACGCUGCUGUCCUGGUACCUCUGCUUCCUCAUCGUCUUCAUCCUGCCUCUCGAUGUCAGCACGACCAUCUACAAGCAGUGUCUUCUUGACAAUGCACACCAUCCUACUCCUGUACCUCGAGCAAGCCAUCCCAAUCAGACGGAUGACAACGUCUCUGUUUAUCCAAAUGUCAGUAAAACAAACCCUUGUGAGGAACCAUGGAGUUUUAUCCCAGAUGGCGUCCUGCCAGUGUUCUGGAGAGUUGUAUACUGGACUUCCCAGUUUCUUACUUGGCUGCUGUUGCCCUUCAUGCAGUCUUAUGCUCGGGCAGGAGCUUUCUCCAGAGUUGGAAAGAUGAAAACGGCUCUCAUUGAAAAUGCAAUCUAUUAUGGCACCUACCUCCUAAUCUUCAUCUCUCUGCUAAUAUAUGUGGCUGCUCACCCGAAGUGGAAACUCUCAUGGGGACAGCUUCAGACUAUCGGCAUCACAGCUGCUAAUACCUGGGGCCUCUUCCUUCUGGUGCUGUUGCUAGGCUAUGGCCUGGUGGAGAUCCCGCGUUCUUAUUGGCGCUCAUCUUCCCAAAGUUACCUGCUGGCCAAGACCUACUUUAAGGCAGCAAAAAUGGCUAAUGAGAAGGUAGAGGCGGAGGAAAACCUAGCAGACGUUAUGGAGGAUGUGGCGGGCAUCCAUGAAUCCGUCAGGUACAACCACAGUCUCAGGAAGUGUGUGGACACCAUUUUGACAAAGUGUCCCGCUGACUACAGAGAAGAGAUGGAGAGACGUGCAGAAAGCUCUGGUGGUGAAAAGAAUGUCCUUCCCACUAAAAGAUCCCUCAUUAAUCUUCACAAAAAAGUCAUCACUGCGGUGCAGAGACACAAUCAGACUCAGGUUCAGUGGUCUAUCUUGUUAGAUGAGGCCUUUCAUCUAGAAGAUGUCGCCAAAAGCCAGAGCAGCUCGGUCCGAUACUUCGUCCACAGCCUCCCCUCAACACACCACCAAGGCUGGAUCCAUAGGUUCCUUUACUCUCCUACUGUGGAGUGGUACUGGGAGUGUGUGUUCAGGCAGAGUUUCUACAGACUGCUGGCAGUUGUCCUCUGUCUCCUCUCGGCAGCAGUAGUCUGGUCCGAGUGCACUUUCUUCAGCACGCACCCCGUCCUUUCCCUCUUCGCCGUCUUUGUUCACCUGGCAGAAAAACAACACAACUACAUUUGUAUUGAGAUGGUGUGCUUUGUCAGUAUCCUUUUCCUGUGUGUCUGUGUCUACUCGACAGUGUUCAGGAUACGAUUUUUCAACUACUAUUACCUUGUGCCACAUCACCAGACUGAUGCUUACAGCCUUCAGUUCAGCGGCAUGUUGUUUUGUCGUUUGACCCCUCCUUUGUGUCUCAACUUUCUGGGCCUGAUUCACAUGGACUCCGCCAUCUCACACCAGGACAGAAUACAGACGUCCUACACCUCUAUCAUGGGCUCUAUGAGUGUGCUCUAUUUCAUAUCUGAUGGGUUUUACAUCUAUUAUCCCAUGCUGGUUUUGCUGCUCUGCUUUGCAACUUAUUACAGCCUGGGGUCUCGCUGUUUGAACCUCCUGGGCUUUCAUCAGUACAUCACUGACAACGACAUGACCUCUGACCUGGUGGAUGAAGGCAAGGAACUCAUCAGAAGAGAAAGAAGAAAAAGACAGAAAGCUGAGGAUGGAGAAAAUCGAAGAUCGGCCUGGAGGGAACGGUAUGGAGUCCAGGGGGCUAAUGGGAGGACCAGAGCUGGCUACACUGAGUUCAAUGAAAACCAGAGCAGUCCUGUUACAGAGAUCAAGAAAAGUGUUAAGACCAGAAGAGAUGGGGAGAUGGAGGAGCAGCAGAGAAGCUUACUCCAGGACAAUUCCAGUGAUGAAGAUUCAGCAAGCAGAAUAUCCACCGGAGGACGUUACCUGUCUCUGUCACCUUCUCGGUCAGGCAUAUUUGAUGAUGUUUGAAAGACAGAAGACAUGGAAGGAAAGCAAAAAUCUUCUUGAUGGAAGUAUAAAUACAAAGGAUUUUACACCAUCUCAGGAAAUAAAGAAGAACACUAUAUGGACAUACAAUCAGAAAAUGGAUAAAAAUGAAAUAAAAACUCUCAGUGGAGGGUUUUAUGCGUCUUAUUUCUGUGACUGGAUAAAUGACAGAGAGAUCACUUCAUAUAAAGGGAUGUUUCUCAUCUAAAGCCUUAACCUGCUCAUGCGAAAUCAUUUUUUUUGGAAUGUAUUUUUGAUACUGUGGUGUUUUACAAGCUUCGAUUGAUUGAUGAAAUGAAAUGAUGCACCUGCAGCAGUUGAGAGUAAUCGCACACGAUACAUGUGGAAAUUUAUUGUUGUCAGAAUAUUUCACCAUUACAGUCGAUACGUUUCAUUCUAAUAGCACACUGUGUCUGAAACCGAAACAAAGAAAACUGAUACAUGUACUCAAAGGGGAGAUAUCAAGAACCUAACUUAUUUCUUGUUGGAUAUUUUGUGUAAGGGUAUGUGUGUUUUUUGUUUGUUUUUUAAUUGUGUGUUUACCAUGAUAAUGCAUUAAAAUGAAUGCAAAAUCA
Molecule: messenger RNA, 3021 nt
Organism: Larimichthys crocea (large yellow croaker)
Lineage: Eukaryota; Metazoa; Chordata; Actinopteri; Sciaenidae
Product: LMBR1 domain-containing protein 2-B
Exons: 18
Coding region: 371-2428 (685 amino acids)
Biological process (GO): adrenergic receptor signaling pathway
Cellular component (GO): membrane
Source: RefSeq, a predicted model, not a curated record